This is a messenger RNA of Tupaia belangeri chinensis (Chinese tree shrew), 963 nucleotides long. RefSeq names its product olfactory receptor 52E4. Gene Ontology annotation, biological process: G protein-coupled receptor signaling pathway. NCBI's taxonomy places the organism in Eukaryota, Metazoa, Chordata, Mammalia, Scandentia, Tupaiidae. The record is from RefSeq and is a predicted model, not a curated record. Gene Ontology annotation, molecular function: olfactory receptor activity; G protein-coupled receptor activity. Gene Ontology annotation, cellular component: plasma membrane. The transcript is spliced from 2 exons.
AUGGUAAAUAUUUAAGUACUCAAGAUGUCCCCCUCAAAUGGCACCAAAUUCCACCCUUCCUGUUUCCUCCUACUGGGAGUUCCAGGCCUUGAAGAAAUGCACAUUUGGAUUGGAUUUCCUUUUUGCUCUGUAUACUUGAUUGCCCUUGUGGGGAACAUCACGAUCUUGUUUGUGAUCAAGAUUGAACACAGUCUUCAUCAGCCCAUGUUUUACUUCUUGGCUAUGUUAGCUUCCAUUGAUCUGGGCCUGUCAACUUCCACGAUUCCCAAAAUGCUGGGCAUAUUCUGGUUUAAUUUAAGGGAGAUUAGCUUUGGGGGCUGCGUUGCCCAGAUGUUCUUCAUCCAUAUAUUCACUGCUAUGGAGACUGUUGUGUUGGUUGCCAUGGCGUUUGAUCACUACGUUGCCAUCUGCAACCCACUGCGGUAUAGCCUGAUCCUCACUCACAAGACAAUUGGCCUCGUCCUGGUGGUGGUGUUGGGUGUCAAUUUCAUUUUGGUUAUCCCUUUGGUGUUUCUCAUCUUGAGGCUUCCUUUCUGCGGGCACCAUAGAAUCCCCCACACAUAUUGUGAGCACAUGGGAAUUGCUCGGCUGGCCUGUGCCAGCAUAAAGGUCAACAUGAUAUUUGGAUUAAUUCUCAUAUCAAUGGUGCUCAUUGAUGUGGUUCUGAUCAUUAUCUCCUAUGUGAGAAUACUCCAAGCUGUCUUCUGCCUUCCUUCUCGGGAUGCCAGGCUCAAGGCACUUAACACGUGUGGGUCUCACAUCUGUGUCAUCCUGGCCUUCUUCACUCCAGCAUUUUUCUCCUUCAUGACCCACCGGUUUGGUAGGAAUGUCCCCAUAUACAUUCAUGUUCUUCUGGCUAAUCUCUACGUUGUUGUCCCACCUGCCCUUAAUCCUGUCAUCUAUGGAGUGAGGACAAAGCAGAUUCGAGAGAGGGUCUUAAGCAUCUUUUUGAAAAAAGGUUGA